This is a messenger RNA of Carassius auratus (goldfish), 784 nucleotides long. RefSeq names its product CMRF35-like molecule 2. Gene Ontology annotation, cellular component: plasma membrane. Gene Ontology annotation, molecular function: transmembrane signaling receptor activity. The coding region runs from base 317 to 784 and encodes 155 amino acids. NCBI's taxonomy places the organism in Eukaryota, Metazoa, Chordata, Actinopteri, Cypriniformes, Cyprinidae. The transcript has 4 exons. The record is from RefSeq and is a predicted model, not a curated record.
GCCGCUGGACUCUCAGUCCUUAACAAUUUCAUUUCUUCUAUCACUUAUGUUUCAAUCUGAUGUGUUUGGUAUGUUUCUGCUGAUGUCCCUCCCUGUGAAGACCAGAUUCACUGAAGAAACUGAAAGAGCAAAAGAGUCAUUCAAACAAAUACGACGAGUUUUAUUCAACAGAUAUAUAGUGGAAGUCACAUUUAUCUGUUCAUGUUUAACAUGUGACCAGGAAAGAAACACUAAAACUCAUCUGAACACACAUCGAGAGCUUCAGAAGAACCGACUCUACUGACAACAGAGAAGAUCGCUGUGUAAGAGAGAAGAAAUGAAGAUCAUCUGGACUUUCACUCUGCUGAUGAUUCCUGGUGUGUUGAGCUCCAUCAGUGUGACAGGAUAUUCAGGAGGAGGAGUCAGCAUCACAUGCAGAUAUGAUAGAGGAUAUACAGGCAAUAACAAGUAUUUUUGUCGAGGACAGUAUCCAGGAUGCCAAGACCUCAUCAAGACGGAUAUUAAAAAUAAAUGGGUUGAUUCUGGAAGAUUCUCUCUGUAUGAUGACACAAGUGCAGCAGUUUUCACUGUGACCAUCAGAGAUCUGAGUGAACAGGAUUCUGGGACGUACCAGUGUGCAGUUGAUCAUUUAGGAAUAGAUUCCUUCACUGAAGUGAAGCUGAAUGUUGUAACAGAUAUUCCAAAAAAAGCUUCAUUUUCAUCAUCACCACCACCACCACCACCAUCCUCUUCAUCAUCGUCAUCAGUUGAAUCUCCUCUGCAGAGAAUGUGUGUCAGAACCUGA